UCAGCGGAGCCAACUGAGCAGGUAUGUAUCCGACGAGCUGUCCGUCACACCUUCAGCGCCUCAGAGAGCAAACGCACACAAACAAAAAGGCUCUCUGGAGGGUUUAACCUGGUCUGGUUCAGGACUCUUCAGGGCUCUUCAGGGCUCUUCAGGACUCUUCAGGACUCUUCAGGACUCUGCUCCCUCGGACAUGAAGUGUGUUGCACCGCGGUCGGGUUCGGUCCUGUGUCUGAGCGUGCACGUGUAGCAGUCGCACGCACACACCUGUCCCUGCUGGAGGUAAAGGGACCUCGUAGCCACUCAAAGGGGGCUCUGGGGGGUAUCCGGCAUCCAUGGAGUCCAACCUGUCGUGCCUGUCCUCGCUGAAAGAAGAUGGCGAUCCGGUUUACAUCCAGCCUCAUUACAAGGAGUCCUACCGCCUGGCCAUCUACGCCCUGCUGUGCGGCGGCCAGGAGGCCUACGAGGAGUUCCUCCGGGCCGAGCAGAUCAGCCACUUCCUGUCGGAUGAGGAGAUCCUGUACGUUUUCCAGAAUGCGGAGAUGCCGGUCGUGGAGGACGACGAGGACGAGGACGAGAACGACAGGAAGCGGGCCGUGGACGAGGACGGCCACUCCACCUACUUCCCCACCGAGUCGGACGAGGAGGUGCCCGACCUGGACCUGGGCUGGCCCGAGGUGUCGCUGGAGAGCGAGGACACCAGCAUCAGCCUGCUGUUCAACCCGCCGCGGCAGAACACGCCCACCAUCAAAGAGGUGGUGCGCAAACAGAUACAGGAGGCGAGGCAGAUCGUCGCCAUAGCGAUGGACGUCUUCACCGACGUGGACAUCUUCAAAGAGGUCAUCACCGCCACCUUGAGGGGCGUGGUCGUCUACAUCCUGCUGGACGACUCCCACUUCAAGAGCUUCCUCACCAUGUCGCGCAGGGUGGGCAUCAACAUCCAGGACUUCAAGAACAUCCGCGUUCGGACGGUUCACGGGCAGCGGUACCAGUGCCAGUCCGGGGUGAAGUUUCAAGGAGAUUUGGAGCAACGGUUUCUUCUGGUGGACUGCCGAACGGUGUUGUAUGGAACAUACAGCUACACGUGGUCGUUUGAGAAGAUCAACCUCAGCAUGGCCCUGGUGAUCACCGGUCAGCUGGUCGGCUCGUAUGACGAGGAGUUUCGCAGACUGUACGCUCGCUCCACGGUUCCCAGGGACAGGUCACCCGUCCAGUACCUGAGAGACCUCAUAGCCCAGAAGAGCCCCAGCCUGCUCGCCCUGCACCAGCUUCACAUGCGACCCAAAGUAACGCAAGGCAUAAGGAGCGCCCACAACGAUCGGUUCGGCAACGCCGCCGGUAUGACCAGGGGCCUGAGCAUGCAGGAGAGGCUGCAUCAGUCUCACUGCUUCGACAUGGGGAAUCUGAUGCGGGGACACAGCUACGCCGGCGACCUGCAGAAGUUACACUCCCUGACUCGGCCGAGGAUGGGGACCGAUGACGUGGCGGACUCUUUCGCUCCAGAGAAGCCGGGACCUAACCCAAGGGGGGUUGGCGACGUGCUACCGAACCGGUUGUCUCACCAGCACCUCAGGCACCAGACUCGCUACGGAGCGGACCAGAAUCUGAUCCCGUUCAACUCUGAGACGUCCCUCAACAGGUGGAAGAUGGACACGUACUUUAACGACAGCGAAGUGCCUCUCGAUGCAUCGUGCGACACAAUAGCGUCAAUGAUAUCUCCGUAUAGCAGUCACACCGCCUUAAACGAGCAUCAGCCGCAGCUGAUUCACAACAGGAUGAAGGGCAUUAAGUCCAGGGUGGAGGAAAUGAGGAAGAAGAGACUCAGUCUGCAGGACUACACCAACCUCAGGCAGAGCCAAGAGUCCUUGAGGUCUGUGUAUCAGCCUCUGGAAAGACCUAAAUAUAAGUGGGGUCUGGACAUGAGGCAGAGUGCGGCGGAAUUAGAACCGAAUGUGCAAAAUGGGUACGGUCCAGAACCGGCCGACCACAAAGACAGCAAGCGAACGCUCACCGAUGCCCAGCGCUCCGCCUCCCACCACGACGUUGCAUCGGCUCCAGAUCGCAGGAAAAUGCAGACGUACGACUGGCACGAGCCCCUCACCAGGACCACCUCCGCCGCUGAUUUCGACAUGACGAUGAACAAUCCGUCGCUCAAGCUCUCUCACCUGCAGCCCAGCGGCCUCCAACACCCGAGGGCGAUGGAGGCCUUGACUGAGAUCCCGGAAGAGAAAGGAGAGGGCUCGCGCGUAAACAGUUCGGACUCGGCUGCAUUCAGAGACGAAAGUGAGGAGGUUUGCAAAGACGAGAAUGAUGUCCCAAAGGAGGACUCUGUUAAAUCCAGCAUACCUGCAGACUCACAGUGCACGGAUGAAUCCAGAGGAAGCCUGGGCUCUAUAAGCACAGUGGCCAACAGCUCCGACUUGGCUGCUCCACGGGAAAGAAAGAAAUCAACCUCCAGUGAGGUGCCAACUGUCCCCAAGAUCUUAAACCCUUCUGCAGGACCUCAGCACUCGCUGGAGGCUAAGAAUGGUCACGGGGAGAAAAAGAAAAAACAGCGCCAGGACUCGCCCCUUCAACGGAAGAGCUCCUUGAGGAUGAAAGUCUCGGCGUUGCUUUUACAGGACGAAAAGAAAGCGCACAAGAAAGACGAGAAGUCCCUCCAGAGGAAGGGGUCGCUGAGAUCGCAAAGCUCCUUGGGGUCGAACCAAGUUUCCAGGGCGGACCGUUUGGAGGCGCCCGCGGCAGAGCAGCCAGCCAAGAGAGUUCCAUCGCCGAGCGCCUCCAGGUCGCAGGAGGCACCCGCCGGCCCGGCGGCGCCGCAGACGCCGAGGUCUCCGUUCACGAGAUCGUCUUCUCAGCGUUCCAGCAAAAAAAAGACGCCCUCCGUGGUGGCUGAGCAGGAGCGGGGCUCGAGGAGCGCUGUGGACGACGAGGCGGCGAUCGUCUACCACACCCGGAAAGCCAAAGUCUACAGCCGCUUCGAGUACAUGCUCAACACCGAAAUCACGGGGGCGAGCGCGUCGCCCUCGGAAAGAGACGGACGCUCCUCCCUGAACCGGAACGACUCCGCGCACCAGACGCAAAGCGGCGCCGACAACAAACUGGGACGGUUCAUGCAGCGAGUAGGAAAUCUAAUGGGCAAGAACAAGUAGAGCCCAGCCGGUGACGAGGAGGUGGCCGCCGGCGCCCGAGGAACGGCGUCGGUUCUGGAUUUUAUUGUGGCUCCCACACAGAGACAGACAUUGAUUGAUUUAUUCCUUUUUAUGUUAGAGUCACGCUUCAGAUGAAGCCCAGCCACCAAAUUUCGUUAACUAACAUUUAUUAAACAUGAAGCAAAAAACAAAUAAGUGCCAGACAGAUAAAAACAAAACAAAGCAA
Cyclopterus lumpus (lumpfish) is the source of this 3375-nucleotide messenger RNA. RefSeq lists its product as uncharacterized. Gene Ontology annotation, cellular component: membrane; cytoplasm. The transcript is spliced from 5 exons. The coding region runs from base 333 to 3149 and encodes 938 amino acids. Gene Ontology annotation, biological process: epidermal growth factor receptor signaling pathway. The record is from RefSeq and is a predicted model, not a curated record. Lineage: Eukaryota; Metazoa; Chordata; Actinopteri; Perciformes; Cyclopteridae.